Acipenser ruthenus (sterlet) is the source of this 537-nucleotide messenger RNA. Its product is annotated as histone H1-like. Gene Ontology annotation, cellular component: nucleus; nucleosome. The transcript is spliced from 2 exons. The record is from RefSeq and is a predicted model, not a curated record. Gene Ontology annotation, biological process: chromosome condensation; nucleosome assembly; negative regulation of DNA recombination. Gene Ontology annotation, molecular function: nucleosomal DNA binding; double-stranded DNA binding; structural constituent of chromatin. NCBI's taxonomy places the organism in Eukaryota, Metazoa, Chordata, Actinopteri, Acipenseriformes, Acipenseridae. Bases 1 to 537 code for a protein of 178 amino acids.
AUGGCAGAAACUGCUCCAGCACCAGCUGCUCCUGCUCCGACUAAAGCUCCCAAGAAGAAGACCGCGGCAAAGCCCAAGAAAUCGGGUCCCAGCGUGUCGGAGCUGAUCGUCAAGGCUGUGUCUGCCUCCAAGGAGCGCAGCGGGCUGUCCGUGGCGGCGCUCAAGAAGAUCCUGCAGGCCGGCGGCUACGAUGUGGAGAAGAACAACUCCCUCGUCAAUAGAGCCCUCAAGAGCCUGGUGACCAAGGAGACCCUGCUACAGACCAAGGGCACCGGCGCCUCGGGCUCCGUCAAGCUCAAUAAACAGGCGGCUGAAGCCAAGGAGAAGGCGGCCAAGAAGAAGGCAGCUCCCAAGAAACCAGCGGCAAAGAAAGCGGUUGUCAAGAAAACAACGAAAAAGGUUUCGGCAAAGAAAGCAGCGACACCCAAGAAGACUCCAACGAAAGCGAAGAAACCGAAAGCUACGGUGAAACAUGGCGGCGCCCCGCAGGUACAGCUGUGCCCAAAGGUGUUGCAUUACUUUGAAUUGUGUGAUUGA